This is a messenger RNA of Daucus carota subsp. sativus, 1366 nucleotides long. RefSeq lists its product as uncharacterized. Gene Ontology annotation, cellular component: cytoplasmic dynein complex. The record is from RefSeq and is a predicted model, not a curated record. Lineage: Eukaryota; Viridiplantae; Streptophyta; Magnoliopsida; Apiales; Apiaceae. The coding region runs from base 291 to 1172 and encodes 293 amino acids. Gene Ontology annotation, biological process: microtubule-based process. The transcript has 2 exons. Gene Ontology annotation, molecular function: dynein intermediate chain binding.
ACAUGUGUUGCGUUGCCCUGCCUAAAAGGACGGUCAAAGUCAAACAUAUGUAUCAACAUAACUUCUAUCCCCUUCUCUUAUCCUCCGCUCCCGGCUCAUGUUAGAACAAAGUGUAACCAGAUCUCACCUCAAACCCCUCUCUCCCCCCAUCUCUCUCCCCCAUCUCUCUCUCUCUCAAAUAAAUCUCUCCCCCAUUUCUCUCUCCCAUCUCUCUCUCUCAAAUAAAUCUCUCCCACAGCUGCAACAAACCCCUGAGCAUCACUUCACUUCCAACUAGUUACACACACCCAAUGUCUCACCACUCCACACAGCUGCGCAGCUUAACAAAAAGCAGCCAAGACCCCAAACCAACACCCAUGGAUCCCACUCACAAAAAGCACCCAAAGUCUCCACCUUUCAUCACCACCACCACUACUACCAAGCCCCACCCUAAACCCCAAGAACCCACCACCGUCUACUCCCCAAAUGUGCAAAAUAUUUCUAACCACUUUUCAAGAUUGUACUCUAAUCAUAAAGCCCUUUCUUCAACCAACCCUCCCACAGCUGGGCACCCACAUCUUGACACCCAUUUCCAAGCAAAACCCAUGUCUCAGUCCACCAUUUUAGAUGGGCCAGUGUCCAAGAAUGCUAGAAAGCACAGAAGAAAUGCUUUAGAUUUGGAUGGGGAGUCCAUCAAGAAGCCUAGUGAAGACAAUCUUGACACAAAGAGGGAGAUUAAAAGAGAUGAGAUGAAGAAACCAUCUUCAACUAAGAAGGAGAUUGUGGUUAUUGAAACAAAGAAUCAAGAAAUUCAAGUGGUGAAAAGAGCAUCUGUUUUGGUGGGAGCUGGGGGGAGGAGGAGGUCAUUUUGCAGCUCAAAGACAGAGCUGGCUGAUUUCUUGAGCUGCAAUGGAGUGAAAGUAGUGUCAGCUGACAUGCCACCAUUUAUGCAGAUUCAUGCUGUGGAUUUUGCCAGAAAGACUUAUGAUAGUCUUGAAAAGUUCACUGCCAGGACCCUUGCCUCAACUCUCAAAAAGGAGUUUGAUGGGGUAUAUGGACCUGCUUGGCACUGCAUAGUGGGGACAAGUUUUGGGUCUUUUGUAACACAUUCAGUAGGUGGUUUCUUGUAUUUCUCCAUGGAUCACAAGCUAUACAUCCUGCUGUUCAAAACCACUGUACAAAAAGCUGAGUAAUUUAAAGGAUCCAAUGAUUUAGCCUAGCUAGCUUCUGAAGGGUGAACAUGUUAGUAUUAUACUACUGCUGGUACAGAGAUCAGUUCAUGGAAGAUGUACACAAACUUGUACAUUGGUUUUGCUCAGAAAAGCAUGUGUAAUGUCUUUUCCAUCAGUCAUUGGCCAAUGUUAAUGUAGUUCAUGUUUACUUUUUU